AUGGGAAAGUGCUGUAUUGUUAAUUGUAAUUCGAACUAUAAGAAUAAUAAUGAAAAAUAUGUUAAAUUUGCUGCUCCAAAGAAUGUUGAUUUACGAAAAAAAUGGGCAAUGGCUAUUUCACGAAAGGAUUAUGUUAUCACCGACAACACAUAUGUUUGUGAAAAACAUUUUAGUGAACAUGACAUAAUUCGAUUUUGGCAAUCUGGUAGUGAAUCUACAUUACUUGUUAAGGUAAGUAAUUUUGAACUAACAAUGAACACCUACAUUGGUGUAAGAAAUUGGAAUUUAAAAUGAUCAAUUUAAUAUUGAAGUAUUAGUACUUUAAAUAUAUACAUACUCAGAUUGAAUCUUUUGUUGAUUUAAAUAGAACAAAAUAUUUAAUACUACCUAUUGUGAUACCAAAGUACUAAUAAAUACCUAUUAAUAACCUAUUAUAAAUAUUUAGUUAAGUAUGAUCCAUAAUUUGUUUUUAGAUUCCAUAUCAGAAACCUAAACUUCGAGAAAAUGCCAUUCCCUCAAUUUUUCCUGGCCCUGCAUACCUCUUUAAGCAAAUAACAAGAAAAUCUCCAACUGAACAACAGAAUACAUUUAAUAAUAAAAACAAAUACCCUGCUAAUAUAUUUAAUGAUUUAGCUAUUACAAAAAAUGAGAACUUAUAUGACAAAUUAAAUAUUUUGGCUACUGAGGGUACUUUGAAAAUUUUUUGUUCCUGGUACGAUACUGCUAUAAAGACUGGAAAUACAAUUUCAAAUUUCAAUUUUUCAUCUUAUUGUACAGUAGAUCACUCUUCUAUUAUUGAAAAAUCAAUAAGUGUUGCAAAAACAGGCGAAGUCACUUUUGGAGUUCUUGGAAAGAAGAUUGACCCACAAAAACUUAAUAUUACUCCAGCUAUAACAAUAAAUGAUUUUCUAACUAAUAUAAACAAAUUUGAAAAAAUUAAUGUGUGUCAUGGAGGACCAUCAUUGACUAAUUUUCCUAAAGCACCUUUUUCAUUAUGUGUUGUUAAUACUCUUGGACGACUUCAACAUUGGAAUUGCAACCUUAUUGUAAAGGAAAAGGUUACAAGUUGUAUAAAAUGUCGGAGACUAGAUAAUAUGUUAAGAAUGCAUGAUAAACUAAAUCAAUGAUGCUCAAGAGCAAUAGAAAUGGACAAUUAAAUGAAAUAAAAAUAAAAAGCAAUACAUAUUAUAUUGUUAUUUUCAUUACUUCACCCUUUUGAUUAUAAAUAAAAGUAUAAAACAAAAUGUCUAAAAAGUGGUUUCCCACCUUCCCACUUGUCCAAUUACAAUUGAAUUAUUUUCCAGAUUUAUUUACAAUUUGUUUAAUGAUGAAUAGUGUUAUAUUUUGUCAAUUCUUGCCUAUAAUAGUAAAAUAAUUAUAAUUGUUUCAUGAUUACUAGCGCUUUAGUUCACUAAAACGCAGUUUAUUACAGUAUACUAUCUAUAUUAUGAUACUACCGUAUAAGGUUUAUGCAUAGAUAUUAAAACUUACAAUAAAUUAUAGAUGGCUUACACUCCCCUAUACCUCCUGUGAAUAUUAUCGAAGUCAAAAUCAGCCAUUUAGUUUAAGGCCCACAUGUCUUAUUGUUUAAUUUAUGUUGAUAACAAAUCCAUUUUUUGAAUUUUUUACCAAUAAAUUAUUGAUUAUAAUUUAAUCACUCAGUGUAAGCGUCAGAGACAGCGCCUCUUAUCAGCACUAUUAUUAUCAAUAUCACGCUAAAACCAGAGUUGUCUUAUCACACAAUCGGUUAUUAUAUUAUUUAUAUUUUAUUAAAAAUUAAAUUAAUUUACAUACAAUGACUUCAAUUUCAAGUGAACAAUUAGAAACUGUACAAUUAAAAUUUGGUUAGGUUGUGAUAAGGCAACUGUGGUGUUAGUGUGAUACUAAUAAUAAUAGUGCUGAUAAGAGGCGUUGUCUUUAGACGCUCGUCGUAUUGUACCAAUGGUGCCUGGCCUAAAUAUUAUUUUUCGAUAGUCUGUUGCACAUUUAUAUAUUAAUAUUAUACUUUUAUAAUGUGUAUGUGGUUAAUAUUAUAUUAAAUAUUCAUAACAUUUUUGAAGAAAUAAUUCAAAUUAUAACAUUAAAAUAUUAUUGACUUAUAUUACAAUAUAAAACAAGACAAGUUGAGAAGAAGAAGACAAUGAAUUUUAAAGAAAUGAUAAAUCAUUCCUUCAAUAAAACUAUUCUGAGCGGAGUUUCAGUUAGUAAUACAGAAUAAUAAUUAUCAUUUUUUUAAUAAUGGCUUUAAAUUUCAAAAAACAGUAAAAUGGUCAUUCUUAAUUAUUAUUUGUAAUAAUCUACUUAUAACUAGGUACCUAUCAGAUUUCUAUAUAUAACACAAAAAUAUUAAAAAAUACAAUUAAAAUAAAAUACACCUAUGUAAUUAAAAAUUACUAAAGAAAUAUUUCCUUUUUUCACAUGCUAAAUACAUUUAGUGAUGAAAUAACCUGUGAAAAACAAAUCGCCCGAUUAAUAAGACAAAUUUAAACAACUUUUUGGAAAAAUGUAUUAUCCUUAAUCUGAGGAUGACUACAAUUCAUUAUUUCAACACUUGGAAUCUAAAGCAUCAAGAUCAGUCUUCGAAUAUAAUAACUAUAUCAUUGAUGACUAGGCCUCGGAAGUUGUUGCAUUUGAAACUUUUAUUCUAUUGUUCAGAUGUAUUGCUUCAUAAGUAAGUUUUAAAUCUAUUCUAUGCAAGUACAAAUUAAAAUCUAAAAAUGUUUAAUGCAACUUUUUCGAUUUGAUUGUAAUUUUGUUGAUUUUCCUUAUUUAUAAUACAAUUUUUGAUAUUUUUAAAUAUUAUUCACCGGAUUUAAUUUUUCUUUACAUUAGAAAUAAAACAAUAACAGGGACCUUGUCAGAUAAAAUAUGUCAGAAUAACAUAAUAAUUUAUAGUUGUUUCUAACUUUGUCGAUUGUGAUGACAGUGGUGAAAAUAUUAUUUGAUAAGACAAUGCACGAGUUAUUAUUUCCUCGAAACAUAAAGUAUUUUUAUAUUCAUUUAAUAAAUAAAAUGAUUUAUUACUUCCGAGCCUUAUUGAUAACAUAAAAAUAUCUUAGCAAGUUAAAAUACACAGUGCAAUUUUAGAGGAAAAUGUUGAGAUAGAUAUGGUAAAAUGUUUUUCACAAAUUAAAUCUGGAAAUCAUUAAUGAAAAUAAUUAAUAUAAAGCAUUAGAAAGUUAUAUAGAUAUGCCCGACAUGCCGAGAGAUUGGCUUGAAAAAAUUAAUAAUGUGUAAUAAUUGUUUAACUUGGUUUUAUGUUAAGUGUGAUUUAAGUAUUAAACCUAAAAAGGCCAAUUGGUUUAGUUCUCAAUGUUGUAAAAAAACAUUAAUUUAAAAUAUAUGUAAUAGUGUAAUGCGAUUAUGUAUACAAAAAUUAAUUAUUACUAUGAGGGUUUAAAUCACAAUUUAAGGUACAUUAUUCUAUUAUAGUUUAUCUUAAAUUGUAGGGACAACUCAUUAGGUAUAACAAAAUAGAGGAAAGGGUACCUACAUUUAGGUUAUUCAAUAAAUAAUUGUAAUACAAUCUUAUUAUUUCUUCCAAUUACCUAUUUAAUUAUGUUUUUAGCUCUUACUUAAAUGCAAUUAUUAAAAGUUAAAUAGGCAAAACAGAAUACUAUAUUAUUAUAAUAGGUAAUAUAAUUAAAACUUGAUAAGUGAUAAUGCAGAUAGUGCAGAAAUAACAAGUCCUCAUGCAUGCACAUUCAGUGUCUGGGUAUGCAUUAGAUACCAGGUUUCUGGGUAUCUAGCCACAGCGAAAUAAAAUAUAAAUAUAAAAAUAAUACAGUUUAAAUAUAAAAAAAAAAUAAAACAUUUUAUAGUUAAAAAAAAAAAAAAAAUGUAUCAAACACCACAAUCACCAUGAGUUAAUUAUCACUAACAUUGAACUAGCUUUACAAAUAAAACAACAACAGUGAAUUUAUUAUUCUUAUUUAAAUUAUCUUAUUGGUCCAGAUAUUCUUACACUUGACAGGAACAAAAUUAUUUUAGAGCUUUCAAUUUACAGUAGGAAUUUUGCUUAUUUAAAUAUGGAUGGGCCAUAGUUUCAAUACAAAAAAAAAUAAACCUAAAUCACAUAAUAUUAUUAGACAUUGGAAAUAGUUUCGAAGGGAAAUUUAAUAAACUUCAUUAAAUUAAUUUUCUUAAGGUUUUUUUUGUGCUUGUUAUUUAUCAACAUUUUUUUCUUUGAUAAUUUAAUAUAUAGACUAAAAAAAUAGAAACUAACAAAGCAGCUAGUUUUUUCAUAAAUGUUACGCUUACAGAAAUCAUUUUAAAGAUUUGAAACUUUAAGGGAAACGUUUUUGUAUACAUAAUAUCAGAAAAACAAGAAAAAAAACCUGGUCCACCCAUAUUAUCAUCAUUAUGAUUUAAAAAAUCAUGCAUAGUAAAUGAACAUUGGGUUUAUGAUUUCCUCAUAUUUUUCAAACUUUCUCACAUGUUACAACACUAUUACUCACAACUAUUCAUGGGUAUUUUUAAUUUUGAUAAUAGUAUGUACAUUUUGUUCAUUGUACCACCAGCAUAGUGAUGUGACAAGUAAUCUGAAAAUAAAUUUGAAUUUGUCAUUAUAUUUUUCUUGUGAUCAAAAUUUAUUAGAUAUAAUUAAUUUCUUAUAGUUAUGCUUAGCAUUUUUAAAUUUGAAAAAGAACUGGUAUUAUUUUUCCUUAUCCUUGAGCAUUUACAAUAUGGUAUUUAGAAUUUUUUUUUAUACAUAUAUUUACUAUGGUAAUGAGAUAAUAUUAUUUAUUUAAUUAUUAAUUUAAGGCAAAAGAAAAUUCCAUUUACAAAAAAAUGUGUGUAACAUAAUAUAUAAUGGUUGAAUGUGUACAGAUAAAAAUAAUAAAUAUAGGUAUACAUGUAAAAAAUUUGUAUAAAGAGCAAGAAUAUACAAGAAUAAAUAGGUAAUGUAUGUGUAUAAAAAUAAAGAAUAAUGUAAGAUUGUUAAAAUAAAUUAUAUAUUUUUAAUGUAAGUAUGUUAUAAAAUUCUGAAUAACAUCGUUUAAGAAAGCUAAGUUUUGAAAAUGUUUAUUGUAUUUAUAUGAUCGUUAAAUUUUGGUUUGCUAUCAAAAAUAAAAAAUUCUAAAAUCAUUGACUAAGGAUACACAUUGUAUUGGAUAAUGAAUUAAAUUAUAAUAAAGGUAAAACAAUUUUUUUUUAAUGAAAAAGUAAUUAUAGGGCAUUUAUUAAGUUCCAUGCCAAUAUUGAUACACUAAUUGGCAAAAGUUAUCUAAGUUAGAUUGUAAUUCUAAAGCAUUAUUUCUUGUUGUAAUAAUGUUGUAAAUUUUGGCAUCAUCUACUAGAAGUAGUAUUUUUGAAUGUUUUAAUAUUGAAAAUAUAUCAUAAAUCAAUAGUUUCUUUUGGGUCAAGAACUGCUUUGUCACACUAUAUUCUUGGCCAAAUUAAGAGAUAGUAUUUCUUAUGAAACAAAAAUGAGAUAUAAACCACUAAUAUUAAGAGGAUUAAUGAGCUAUUGUAAAUUCCUAAUUUUUUCCUAAAAUAUUAAACUGAAGAGUUAUGCCAUGUUUGUAGUUUUUUUUUAUUUUUAAAUAACUAAAAAAAUUUUUUUUUUCUAUAUUUUAGAAAAAAGGGAACGGGUUGCCUUUUAAAUAUUUUCCUCUAUCAAUACAAUUUCUAAGUAUAACAAUUGGGCCAUGUAUACAUCAAUGAGUAUUGAGUGUCAUGUCGCAAAUAAAACAUUUCUGACACUCAACACUCAUGAAAUAUAUUUGGCGGCUGCAAACAGUAGAUAGUAGUGGUGUGGAUCACUUUCUAUAAGUAGGUAUAAAUAAAUUUAUAUAUUAUUAAUACAGGUAAAUAUUGGUAGGUAUCAUGUAAACUCCACAACAGAGCAAAUAUUCUAAAAUAUUCUAAGAAUUAUAUGAUAAUUAAUAAUGCUCACAUAUACUCAUAUCGACAUAUCAUGACAAGUUUAGUUAAUUUUGAAUAUUUAAAGAAAAAAUAUACAUACAUUUCACUCCCAAAAAUAUUUUGAAAGUUCAUUUCAAUACAGCACAAGAGAAAUAGCAAAAAUCUUGACGGUCUAAAGGAAUCACAAGACGAUCUACUGACAUACGAUGAACAACAUGAUGAGUUAUUGUAUGAAUAUAGAUUAUAAAUAUUAAAUGAACCACAACAAUUUGCAUUGUGCUCACCUUUGAUGCUCCCUAAUAUAGGCACUGCCUUAAAGGUAUAAUUUAUUAUUAAUGUCAAAUAUAUACAAAAAUUGCAUAUAAUAAAGCAUUUUAAGGGAUAAUAAAAUAGUUGCAAAUCAUUAUAAAAUACAAAUUUAAUAUUUAUAAGUAAUACUGAUUAUUAUUUUUUUCUUUUUUUUUUUUUUAAUAUUUAUUAGAAAUCAUACAAUCUGUAAAAAAUUUUACAAUGAACAUAUUUGAUAUUUUUAAAGAUGACAUGAGUGACUUGACUUAAAAAAGCUACCCAACGGUAACACUUUUCGUGAGUUUCACACAACGGAGACUACUUCGGAGAUAGUUGGAACCUUCAAAUCAGUAUCUAAGGUUUGGUUGGAGAUGUAGAAGGGAGCUUUGGUGAUGAUUUGUAGUGUAAUGGAUUGAAAAGUUAGUAUUUUAUAGAUAUUAAAUUUUUUUGCAAUGCCCCAUAAUUGAAUCCAGUAAGACCAAAUUGGUUUUAGAAGAGUUGUUGUAUAGUGUUGUAUAACAGUAGUUUAUUUUUUAGAGUAAUUUUAGAGUGUUUGCCUAGAAGAUAAUAAACAGAUUUACAUCUUGAAUUCAACAAAAGUUUUUUUUGUUUUACAUGUUCGGCCCAGGUGUCUAGUAUUAAUCCUAAAUAACUGACAUUAGAGGCCGAUGGUAUGAUUUUAUUGGAUAGCAAUAACAUAAGACAAUGUCUGUUUUUAACAUAAAAGUAAUAUGGGAGCAUUUUUCAUUGUUGACUUUAAACUUCCAUUUUGAGUAUCAUUCUUCCAUAUCCUCAAGGUGAUUUUGUAAGUAUUGGCCGGCAAUAAGUGGGUCUAGGUGAGAAGUAAAUAUGAUUUUGUCGCCUGCGAACUUGACUACAGAGGUGUAGAUUGAUGUUGGUUGGUCUGCUGCAUAUGUUAUAUAACAUGGGAGAUGAAAUAGCACCUUGGGGGACAACAGCUAAGAUAGGGGAUAAGUUGGAGAGUUCGGAGCCUACUUUUGUAAUGGUGGUUUUCUAGGUAUGAUUAAAAGAAUAUGAAAUAGGUAGAUGGGAGAAGUGUUUUUAAUUUAAAUAAGAGUCUGGUAUGCCAAACCUUGUUAAAGGCUUGAGCAAUAUCUAAUAAAACAGCGGAACAUUAAUUCUUAUUUUUAAAUGAGUAGGCUAUGGCGUUGGUUAGGCGGUGUAUUUAUUGGAUUGUGGAGUGUUUGUUGCGAAAUCCGAAUUGGGUAUCAGGUAUUAUUUUUUUUUCAUUAAUGAUUUUAGAUAUAUGUUUAAGAAUUAAUUUUUCAUUAAGUUUAGCAAAGAAUGACAGAAAACUGAAGGACGAUAGAAUGAAGGAAUAUCCGGAGGUUUACCUGGUUUCGGAAUUAAUAUUAUGACUGAUACUUUCCAUUGGAGAGGAAAAUAAGAGAGUCUGAGAAUAGAAUUUAAAAUGUGGGUUAGGUGAAUUAGGGAUUUUUUAGAUAAUUGUCUAGCCACUUCUACAGUGAUUAAGUCUAUUCCUGGUGAUUUUUUGAGAGGAAAAGAUUUUAUAAGGUGUAGUAUCUCAAUUGAAGAAAACGGUUUUGGGGCAAGGUAUAGUGGAAGAGGAGAAAUAAGUGAGUUUUCAAUAUGUUUUGAUGAUGUUUUCUGAUGGUUAUUAAAUAAUAAAUAACAAACAUAUGUAUAAACAUAAAAAUAGCAAAUAAAUAUUAAUAGGUAACUGUAAACUUGUAAAGGAUCAAAUUUAUCCCGGGAUUUGAACAAAUUUAUUUUAUAAAACUUAUAUUGUCAGAAUUUAUAUCAAAUGUAUUUAUUUCAAAUACUUAAAAGUAAAAACUUUUAAUUUUAAUUACAUACUCAUAAUGUGAGCAAUUUAAUAAUGUCAUCCAUAUUUUUUGUAGCAACACCCGUGGAACUAGAUGAAGUGCUCGGAUUAAGGACAUCUGAAGAAACCGAAGCUGAACCAGAAAUUGCAUUACGCUCUAGUGAUAGAUAUUCUUUAAUUUUUGUAUGACAUUCUUGUUCCGUUCUGAUAGAUAUAGCAUCUAAAAAUGAAUAGUUAAAGGUACUUAUACUAUAUAAUAUUUGUUUAAAAUCUAUAUUAUAUACUUAUGGUAGGAAAAUUUUAAUAUUUUCUUAAUUAAUUCUUACCACGAGCUUUUUCGCGAAUAUUUUCAUACAAUUCUUCAAACUUAAUCGUUUUAGGAUCUUGACCAGCUUUAAUUCGUUUGCGAAUUUCAUUUGUAAUUAAAUUGCUCACUUUAUUAUCCCAUUUGGAUUCCAUUAGACGUAAACGGACAUGGUUUUUAAUACUGCAUCAUAAUAAAAUAAAAAAUAAUGAAACAAAAUGAACAAAUUUGGUGAUUGUAUAAUAAUAUAUGAAUAAUAGGUUUAUUAAUUUCCAACACACUCAUAAUAAAUUAUCUUGAUUAUAUACAAGAUUAUAAUUUUAAUAAUAGAUAAAUAUUUGAAUUUAAAUAAAUUUGUUCAACAAAAGAGAAGUUGAUAAGUUAUAAUCGUAAUAAAAACUUACAUAUCACGGUAAUUUACUUCGUCACCAGCAGACAUUUUUCCACGGCUUAUAUUAUGUGCAAUGUACUAAUGUAUUUCAAUAUCAGUUAAUAUCAGUCUUUUCUAUUCGGAAUAAAAAAAUUUUCAUUAUUGCAAAGUAUAAUAAUUUCAGUAGGUAUCUAUUAAACAUUAAACUCUUUGUUACUUACUAAUUAUUUAUCAUAGACAUGUAAAGAGAUAGAUGUGUAGGUAAUUUAUGUCCAACGGCAGUCAAUCAUAUAAUGUACUAAUAAGUAAUAAUCAAUAUAGACAAGAAUCCUCAGGCAGUGUUCGACGCUUAUCUACAUAUUUUCUCAUACUAUGCUGUGAUAGGUCCAAAUAUUGAUAAACAAAUUGUUAUCUUACCACCAUCACCAUUGAUUCAAUUACCACCAAUUCAAAUUUAAAUUGUAUCAUAAAAGUCUAUAAAAUAUAUAAGCACUAAUAAACAAAUAAAGAAGAGCAGAUACUGGGAACGGGUGCGCUCCUGGUGUAGAUGGUAAGUCGGGAAGAUAGGAAUAUAGGAUACAUAGAGAUAUUUGAUUUAUACCUGUAAGCAACCAUAGACCAUUGCUAACGAAAAACGAUUCAGAACGAGGAAUUUCGGUUAUAAAAAGUUUUUUACAGACAAAAAAAAAAUAAAUAAACAUUGUUAAACCAAUUCAUUUCUUGUUUCGUUCAGAAUCUAAAACAAAAUUGAAAAUAAUGCAAUUUUCCUUGCUAUUUUAAUAUAUUUCUCAAUAAUUAUGAAAAAUACUUGGAAAAUCAAAAAACGUUCUUACUCAAUAAUUAGAUUAAAAAUACUACAAAAAAUGUCUCUAUUGUCAUUAUUUUAUUGGAGACGUUAGAGCAAUAUUUUUAACAGAAAACAAAAGCCGUAAAAACUUGAAAUAAAAAAAUCGUAACCCCGUAAAUUUAUCAAUUUUCAGUAUUCGUCUUUUCCCCAACUAUUAUGAAAAUUACUGGGAAAAUCAAAAACCGCUCUUUCUCGACAAUAAAGGACUCUUGUCGAUUUCAAUUGGAGCAGAACUUUUGGUAGAAAACAUGGGCAGUUUGCAAAAAUUAAAAACAAUGAAAUCAGUAGGUAACAUCGAGGCGCCUCGUAAAUAUUUGCCGUUUACCGGCAAUUUCGUUCCCGGUUUUUCCCAUUUAUAUUGAAAACACCUUGGAUAAUCAAAUAAUGACUAACGAUCUAAUGAUAAUUAGAUAAUUAUACAAAAAUAAUAAAAAAAAAAAAAUUGCCAAAUUUUAUUGAGUCUACUGGGUACAGACAUCGAUUUCGAUAUCCGCUACUAAACCUCUCCGAUUUGUGAAUUCCAUAUCUGUACGUUCCGGGUUUUUACGCGUUCCCCGGUCCGCGUUGGUGUUCAAUGCGACCUGUCGAUAUUUCAUUACGCACGACGACGUAUAUUAAUACAAUACCGAUGAUAUUGUCGACUAUUUUGCGACACGGAUUAAUCGCCCAGUGCGGCGGUCCGGGCAGGUCGCCGACCUCGCAACCGGGACCGCGGUACUCUCGGAAUAAUAGACGGUAAACCCGGGCGACAGUCGAUAACAACGUGGACUGGCACGGGCGUACCGGUGAUGCGUCGCGCAUAUAUUUUCGUCAUCAAUGUCGUGUUGUAAUCGGAUUCGGGAACACCGUGCCCGCAUCGCGGCGCGUGCACAUUGUUAUCUAAUCGUCUGGUCGCCAGUUUCCGAUACCCAGGCCGUAUCGCCUGUUCCGAUUAACAAUAAUGGGUGGUGAUGGGAAACCGCUCUAUCGAUCUCGCCAUGCGCCGUUUUGCGCGCUUGUUCCAUCGCCUUCGCGUUUUCGACCCCGUCAUUGUUACCCGACCGCGGACGCUUUGAAAUCGAAGGGCUACGGAAAGCGUGGGGACAAGUGUCCGCUUUUUAACAAGAGCGGUUGUCG
Molecule: messenger RNA, 10600 nt
Organism: Cinara cedri
Lineage: Eukaryota; Metazoa; Arthropoda; Insecta; Hemiptera; Aphididae
Source: the annotation of a GenBank genome assembly